AUGGAUAAGCUCUUGGAGGAAGAAUUCAUUGGCACCGUCUUAUGGGAAGAAAAAUCACUCCCCAAAGAUGCCAAGUCUGUUAUGGAUACCCUUAUCUUACAGACUAAUUUCACUCCAGCAUCUCUCAACAAAAUUUACUAUUUCAAGUCUGGGCCAAGAGGGAAGAGGGUUAAGAGUGGGUCUAUCUUUCAACCUGCUGCACACCAUGGCAUGAAUGCAGAAUGGCUGUUCGAUAACAGGAAUGUCCAGCCAAAGUUGUUGGUAGACUCCAGAAAACAGAAGAAGAGGGUGCAGAUGAGCAUGGCAUUGGCCAUGUUGACCAAUACAGAAGUGGAGAUAUUGGAUUCAUCUUUCACAAUGCCUGAAACCGACAAGAGCUUCGGUGCCAAAGGAUACAACAACAAGCACCCCAGCAAGAAGCAGCCUCAGGCAUCAGCAACAACAGAGGGCAAGUGGACCCUCCUCUUCAACAUAGUGCAAGCUGCCAUGCACAUGAUGUACAAGAAAAUUUUCCCCAAUCCCUCCACUGCAUUCCCCUUUGGUGCCAUGAACAUUAUCAGUGGCCCACCAAAGUGUAUUUGGUCCUCCCAAUUCUGUAAUACUCCCAUCCCAGACAACACCAAUGCACAGAAGCCAGAUAUUAUUCUGACCUCAGAUGGGACAGAGUAUGCACUCAAAGACUGUUGGGUCACCAAGGACAAGAAAAACCACGAGGUGACCAUUCUCAAGAUGGUUGAAGGAAUCCUGAAUGUAGUCAAGCUUGUGGCCCAUUGGGAUGUCCUCUACAAUGGGGAGCCAGACUGCACAUAUCGUAUUCAAGCUUCCCAUGGUGUUUGUACCUCUGGAGAACCACUUGUGUUCUACUCCUCGAAGCUUGAGCUGUUGAGAGCCUUCCAUGACUUUGUCUCGGCUCAUAGUUUAAUGCUCACAAGUCACGUCCUCCACGGAGACUUGAGUCCAAAUAAUUUUAUCAUCCAUGAUGGACAAGGUUAUUUUAUUGACUUUGAUCAUGCUUGCAUUAUUGUGGAAGGCACUGUUAGUGUUCCUUCAGAGGGCACGGGUACUAGGCCCUAUAUGUCAAUUUGUCUUCUCCGGGAGGGUAUUGCAAAGGGUGCAACAAUCCAACACACAGCAAGUGAUGACCUGGAGUCAUUGUUUUUUAUCUUUGUUGAAUUUGCAACCACCUUCAAUGGGCCAUGUGGCUUCAUGAAAGAUGAGGGCAGGAGGCCCUUGUGGGUUGAUAAAUUUGAGAUCUCAGGUGCUGAUCCCUGGUUGGCAAAGCAGGGAUAUGUGCUUGCACCUCACAAUGACUCAUCAUUGAUGGAAAAAACUACUUCAUUCUUCACACCAUUCAGUCAAAUCAUACAGGAGUGGCAUCAUCUAAUUCUAGCAGCAGCCAGUGACCCAAGCGACCCCCCCCCCCCCCCCAUUGGCAUAACUCAUGCAGCACUCGCAGUGCUCCUGAAAAAAUGGAUCUCUCAGCUCCCUGUGGAUGCUCCCACAGAAAUUAUGGUGCCCAUGGCAUCAUCAUCAAGAUUGGGACAUCCUCCACAUGAUGAUGUCCAAUCAUCUGCGGGUGCUUGUUGUUCUAUGUGCAUCCAACAGAGAGUGUCAUAG
This is a messenger RNA of Suillus subaureus, 1617 nucleotides long. RefSeq lists its product as uncharacterized. Bases 1 to 1617 code for a protein of 538 amino acids. The record is from RefSeq and is a predicted model, not a curated record. Lineage: Eukaryota; Fungi; Basidiomycota; Agaricomycetes; Boletales; Suillaceae. The transcript is spliced from 6 exons.